Molecule: messenger RNA, 1092 nt
Organism: Maudiozyma saulgeensis
Lineage: Eukaryota; Fungi; Ascomycota; Saccharomycetes; Saccharomycetales; Saccharomycetaceae
Source: the annotation of a GenBank genome assembly
AUGAAACAGGUAUCAAUAACAACAUUUAAUUGUGGGAAGUGUUUCCCAUGCGACGAUAGAGUAGAGAUGCAAGCGGUAUUGAGUUGUUUAAUCCCUCAGAAUUCAGAACCCCUGGAUAUAUAUGUGAUGGGAUUCCAAGAACUAGUAGAGAUAUGGGAAGGGUCAUUUGAUCAGUUAGUCACCACUGUGUUAUUAAAGAUUGGUGAAGGGGCUGUAUCCCUGUUACAGCUACGGUUUCCGGAAGCACAGUUUCAGGUCAUAGCGACAUCGAAUCUAGGUGCCAUCGGUACCGUAAUCAUUGGAAAACAGUCACUGCAAGUAAGAGAUAUUAGGAAAGCUAAUUGUUCAAGAGGAAUGUUUUAUUCAAACUUGAAAGGUGGUACAGCUAUCCACUUGAAUUUACUAGAUGAUGAUAAGUGGGAGAAUUUUGUAUUUAUGAACUGUCAUCUCGCGGCCAAUGAAGGUGAAUGGAACAGGGAGUUAAGAGUUCAAGACCAAGGUGCAAUUAUUGAAAUGUGUUGUAAUCAAUUCCAAUUAGCUUCAUUAUCACGAUCACAUGCAUUUUUCUUAGGAGAUCUCAAUUUCAGGAAUAUUAUACAGUACGACGUAGACUCAACAGAUUACUCGAAUUCAAGUACAAGGCAAGAGAUAUUGCAUGAAAUAGAUGAACUCAAUGUUUUAAGACGGAGAGGAUCGGUAUUUUAUGGUUUCCAGGAGUCACCCAUUACCUUCCCACCUACUUUCAAGUAUUUGCUGAAUGAUACAAACAAAUACAAUUCAAAGCGGGUGCCUUCAUGGUGUGAUCGAGUGUUAUUUUCCAGUUAUGAUCAUAAACUGGAUGCAGAGUAUAUAUCACUUAAGAGAGAACAGCCGCUACUGUUCAGUGAUCAUCAGCCAGUAAAUUUCACGGCCACAUUACCCGAGUUGCACUAUCCUCGACACACUAUCACAUCACGGUCCACUACAACCGAUUACUUAAGUGACUCUGUUGAUACAGUCAUUGGGUACGCAGGUUGGAUGGUUUACCUGAGGGUCCAUUGGUAUCUACUAGCCUUCUUAAUAUUAUUUAUCAUUUAUAAAAAACUUUUAUAA